AUGCAUAUUUCUCAAACCCUUCCUCAUCUUAAGCAUCGUUCUAGAAACCCGUCUUAUAUACAAGAAAAUAUCAAAAGAAAACAGCGAGGACACCCAAUUCAGAAUGGUGAUGUUAGGGACCAAGUGAAGAAAGAUGGGCCAGAUAUAGAAAUGACAAAUCAUAUUGGGCCUAGGAGUGCUAAGAUCUGGCAGAAGGAGCCAGUGAAGGAACGUUGGUGGAUGCCGCCGAAGAAGAAAACAAUAGCAAACAUGGAGGCGAAGAUUGCAGAUCUGGAGCAAGAGUUAUCGUUGAUGAAGGUUGCUUUUUCUGACUCCAUCGCUGAGGUUCAACAAACGGCGAGGGAGAACCAAAGAGCGUUGAUGCAGAUGAUGGAGAAGGUCCUUGGCAAAAAGGUGGUUGAAGUUGUUGAUGGUGUUGAAGGAAAAUUGCGAUCAAAACGCAGCGGAAUAUAA
Messenger RNA from Vicia faba (fava bean), 453 nucleotides. Lineage: Eukaryota; Viridiplantae; Streptophyta; Magnoliopsida; Fabales; Fabaceae. The record is from the annotation of a GenBank genome assembly.